Molecule: messenger RNA, 1103 nt
Organism: Conger conger (European conger)
Lineage: Eukaryota; Metazoa; Chordata; Actinopteri; Anguilliformes; Congridae
Product: leukemia inhibitory factor receptor-like
Exons: 7
Coding region: 66-1103 (345 amino acids)
Molecular function (GO): protein binding
Source: RefSeq, a predicted model, not a curated record
GCGAAGUUGUUCCGUGGUGCGUGGGCAGGUGGACAAUGGGCUGAUCAAGCUCAUUAUAUUAGCGCAUGAAGUGUUUCUGUGGCCCCCCUCCACGUGCCCGUGGGAUCAUGGGAAGCCGGGCGCUCUGGGCUCUGCUCUUUGUCCUCAAGCUCCAGGAGAACCACGGCAACGAGGUGCAUGAGCUCCCCGGGCCACAGGCAGUGAAGCUGGAGACAGACUGGGAACUACAACGCAUAUCUGUCAGCUGGGAGCAGAGGCCCUUGACCCACAACCUUACAGACCAACUGCUCUUCGACAUCGAGGUUCUCCGAAACAAAAAGACUGUGCACAGCGAGACCAUCGAGCCAAAUCCAGUCCUGAAAAGGCAGCAGUGGAACUGGACUUCAGACAUCCCCCUGAACUGCACCUCGCACUGCGCCAGGGUCCGAACCCGUCUGCUCAACCGCACCAGCCACUGGAGCUUCACACAGACUGCUGAUGGGAUGGAUGUUUCUUCCCACAAGUCCUUGCAGGUGUUUCCCUCCACUGAUAGAGUGGUGGAGGUGGGCAGUAGUGUAGAUUACUGCUGCAUUAUGAGUGAGGGGCACACAAACAGGACAUCACAUCACAUCACAUACAACCUCAUAGCCCCAGCUGUGACCCGCAUCAGUGACCGGAGCUUCGCCGUGCACCUGCGCAACCUGGCGCCGACCAAGACCUCCGGCAACCAUCUGCAGUGCGACGCCUCGAGGGGCGCCGAUGCCACUCUUUUUGUUGGCUACCCCCCUAGUGUCCGGAACUUGGUGUGUGAGACAGACCUGGUGAAUCUUACCUGCCACUGGGACCUGGAGCGUGACACAGAACUGUAUGGAGAACGGAAAACUCUGUACUCCUUGAAUGGAAGGAACUGCAAAGAUGAAAAUAUACUAAAGCAAUGCAUGAUCAGUGUGGCCCUGGGUCCGGGCGAGAAGAACUGGACCCUGACUGCCAGAAACAGGCUUGGCAGUAUGGAGCUCACGGACAGAGCGGACCUGAGGCACAGAGGCAGGUUGCGCCAGACAUCGCCGUUCAAUGACAUCACCAAGUCCCCAUUUCUCUCUUAUUCAGAAUUUUAUCUUGGGUAG